This is a messenger RNA of Lindgomyces ingoldianus, 1008 nucleotides long. RefSeq lists its product as uncharacterized. Lineage: Eukaryota; Fungi; Ascomycota; Dothideomycetes; Pleosporales; Lindgomycetaceae. The record is from RefSeq and is a predicted model, not a curated record. The coding region runs from base 1 to 1008 and encodes 335 amino acids. The transcript is spliced from 9 exons.
AUGGCAAACGAGGGAAAAAAACUGCUAAUGUCAAGUAGAAAGAGCUUGAUAUUCACCAAGACUACUAGUUACCAAUUUCACUCUUUCCAAAAGACUUAUGAGGAGAGGAACAAGAAAUCAGCCAAACACUGGGACUGCUGGGGGCAUUGCUGCUGCAUCAUGUUCGAGAGCCGUGGUCAUGGAAAAAUUAGAAGCACCCCUGGUCAGGAAGAAAAAGAGUGCAAGAUGGGAGCAUUAGAAUGCGAUUGCCUAGAUCCGUGGGGUACACUUCUAGUGCUUGUCCUUGCCCUGGUUAUCGAAUUAGGGUGGUUGACGCCCUUCGAAUUGCCGUUCCCGGACGCGUGCAAGUGCUCAAGUGCCUGCUCACAUUCACGCGAUCAGAGCUACUCUGACACAAGAUGCGUUAUUGAGAGGAUAGGGAGAGGACAUAGACCUGAAUGUUUACCUGAUUUACAGAACCGGGUGGGUCGUCAGGCUUGUGGCCUCCACAGCGCGGUUGAGGAUAGGAGGAUAUUAAAGUUUGGAGAGAAGACAGAGCUCAGUUUUUACAAAGGGCGAUGGGCAGGAGAAAGCGAUAAUCGCUUGAAGAUGAGCUACGCCGUUACUGCUACACAUCGUCGGCAUGAAGGAGUUAAAUAUGAUGAGACGCCUAAGAGGCUGAUGGCCGUGAUUACGCCGUUCCAUCGUAUGGGUCCUUCAGAAUCGUCAAGUGUUGCUCAACAAGACGGGAUGAAAUUUGCUUUGCAACGUCAAAUCACAUCAUACUGCGAAGGGAAGUACAAAGCUGAGAGCGCGUGCGAGAGCAAUCAGCAUUCAAUUCGGCCGACUUCAAAAUCCAAUGUUGUGUUUCUUAAGAAGGGGAAGUAUAUGGGAUUAAAGCCAUGUUUUCUGCAAGAAUGCUUGCUCUGGGGUUAUUGCCACUUACCAUGUGAAGACGUGCAGCCGGGCGAAGUUCCAGCGACGGUACUAUCGUCAAUGGCGGCUACCCUCCACUUGUCUGCAGGCUGA